AUGGGCGGUGCAGCGUCUGUCGAUUGCGCGUCAAACUCGAACUACAGGUAUGGGGAAGCUCCGGAGGUUCAAGGCGACAAGGCAAGUGACGACACAUCUUGGAUCGGCACGAAAUUGGACAUGCCCCCGAAGCCCUUUAGCGUAGAAAACUACUUUGAGUUGCUAGACAUCGUAGGCACCGGCAUGCUCGGAAAGGUGCGUCUGGUUCGGCACAAACGCUCGAAUCUUUACUACAUCCUCAAGUCGGUCAAGAAGAAAGAUGUGAUUGUAAAAAAGAUGAUCCCGCAACUUGAAGCCGAACGAGACGCAAUGGCACAGAUGACCGCACUCCAACAUCCCUUCUCGGUUCAGUUCUUCGGGAGUUUGGCCACAACCUCACACGUGCAUUUCCUCCUGGAGUUUGUGCCAGGUGGGGAGCUUUUCCAUCGACUCCAUGCUGUAGGACGGCUAUCCAACGACGAAGCAAAAUUCUACGCCUCCGAGCUCGUCGUGUUCAUUGAAACGUGUCAUACAAACGGCUUCAUGUAUCGUGAUCUAAAACCUGAAAAUAUUUUGCUAGACGCGAACGGACAUUUGAAAGUCGUCGAUUUCGGGUUCGUCAAACGACUUCGCCAUCCGAAUGAGCGAACCUCGUCCAGCGUGGGGACACCGGAAUACUUAGCACCGGAGCAGCUCACGGUAUCUCACCAAGUACGCAAUUAUUCUCGUAUCGUGGAUUGGUGGGCGUUUGCUUGCGUCGUGUACGAAAUGGUGAUCGGAUUGCCGCCAUUUACGUCGCGAAAGAACGAGUCGCACUUCGAGCUGUAUAACCGUAUUCUGUCGGGCAAGAUCUACUGGCCUCGGUUUAUGCAAAGUACACUGAAGGAUCUACUUCGAAACAUGCUGCAGAGUGACCCGGGUAAACGGUUGAGCGAAGUCGACACGAUCAAGCAGCACGCGUGGUUCGAGAGUGUAGACUGGGACACUGUUCUGCUGAAGCAAGUGGCAGCCCCUUUCGUGCCGACUUUAGCCUGUGCGGGCGAUACGACUAACUUCGACGACUACCCGAGCUCCAGCGAGGAGACUCCGCCGCUAAAUAGCGAAGCGUCCAGGCAUGACUUUCUCAACUUUUGA
Messenger RNA from Phytophthora infestans T30-4, 1113 nucleotides. Its product is annotated as cAMP-dependent protein kinase catalytic subunit beta, putative. Gene Ontology annotation, molecular function: ATP binding; protein serine/threonine kinase activity. The record is from RefSeq and is a predicted model, not a curated record. The transcript has a single exon. The coding region runs from base 1 to 1113 and encodes 370 amino acids. NCBI's taxonomy places the organism in Eukaryota, Oomycota, Peronosporomycetes, Peronosporales, Peronosporaceae. Gene Ontology annotation, biological process: protein phosphorylation.